CCCGGCUCUGAGGUGCCUUCUCUCGUCCCAUUCCUCCUCUUCCACUCCUUCACUCUCUUCCUCGUCACCACCACCGCCAAACCAUCUCCCCCCCCGAGCCCGCGUCGAAAAGAGAACUUGGAAAGGGCCACCUCGCCAAUUCCUUUUUCCUUUUCUCUUUCCCCCCCUCCCCUUUCCCCCCGGCUAUUUUUUGUUUCUUCCCCAACCGACCUCCUCCGAGAUACCCACCCCCCGUUGACAUACUCUGCCCUUGUCUUCUUCGGCCGCUGCACGCUUCCCUUCUUUCACUUCGUUUUGACGGCUCUUCUUCUCCGGAUACCCACGAAAGCCGUCGCCCAUCCGCCUCGCCUUGACGCCCCCCUGCUUGACCAGCCCGACCUCCGCUCCCUCACCAUGAAUAAGCUGGCCAACAUGCGUCACUGGUCCGAGAGGAUGAGCCCCAACUUCGGAAUGGGUCGUCCCAACAUGCCCAUGAACGCCCUCAACGCCCAUCCCAAGAACGCCGCCCAGCCUGGCGGCCCCAUAAGCUCGCCGCAGGCCGCCGAUGCCACGAUCCACUACUCGUUCAACGUUCCCUUCGCUUCCGACCUCGCCGGCCCCGACACCGAAGACAUUGUCCACGCCACGACGGACGCCGUCCUCAGGUGGACGCAUCCUAAGGACGCUCCCGAUGACGUUCAAGUGCACGAGCUGCCCGUUCACGUACAGAACCUGGUCCACCUUCGCAAGCUUUGCAGCGACCUGUCCAUCGGACCGCUACCCAUCGAGGCCCACGUUCUGUCGACAACGCCCAAGAAUGGCAGGGGCCAGCAGGUCACCACCGUCUGCCUGUCCGGCUCCCCGGAGCUGGUAAACAAGAGCAGGGAGACGAUUCUCAAUGAGAUUCCCAUCUCAAUGCGUUGCACCAUAAUCGAUAUCGACGGCAGCCUGGUCUGCGACCUCAGCGCCGGCAUCCUCAAGACCCCAGUCGUGGAAACCUUAGACUACAUCUCGAGCUUCUGCGGUGUCGACAUUUUCUUGCUUGGCCCCAAGCUGACCCCCAUGGUGGACGGCAUGACCGGCGAUUCGGAGAUGCGCAUUGACCAGCGAUGGCGGGUCGCCAUCUACGGUGACAUUCUCUCGUCCGAGCACGCAAAAGCCCGGGUCUUGAUACACAUUGACACUUUGCUUGGUCGUGUUGUCGACGUCACCAAGGUGGAGCUCUAUCUCCACCAGCUUGUCUGUGGUCGGCAUCGAAAGAACAUCAAGCUCAUCGAGUCUUCCACCGGGACUGCCAUUUACUUCCCUCCGCUGUUCUCGCAAAUGUACCGCUACUGUCCCCCGAACGCGAACCGCCGUGAUCCCUCCGAUAUCUUCAUCACCGGCGACUCCCCGCAGGCCAUCGAGUUGGCCAAGCAGAAGCUGCACGAGACCGUCUCGCGAAUUCGACUCUACGUCAAGGACGUCACGAUUCCCGCCGCUAAGAUUGACAGCAUCCUGCUCACCCGCCUCGAUAAGGUUCGCAAAAUUCUCGAGGCCAAUGGAACGUACAUCAUGUUCCCCCCACUGGCGUGUCAGCGUACCAUGGUUCGGGUCCAAGGCAGCGAGGGCCUUCCCGUUGAGCGAACCGUGCGGGAACUCAUGUCCUUGGCCGGUCAAUUUUACGGUGCUGGCUGGUACACGCAGCACUCCGAUCAGAGACAGCUCCUUGGCCCCGCGGAUAUCAAGGCGAUGUUGGGCGAGAUCUGCGCCAACUCGGACGCUGACUUGUCUUUUGACAAGAUGAACUUCACCGUCACCGGGUCUGACGAUGCUGUCAAGUCGGCGCUGAACGUCAUCUCCGAACUUCGCUUUGUGACACUGGCUCCGUACCAGAUUCGCGUCAAGAUUGAGCUGGCCAACGAGCACAAAGAGUUUGUUAGCGGCAAGAAGAAUGGCAAAAUCAACAAGAUCAUGGGCCAGAGCAACGUGCAGAUCAUCUUUGACGGCUUCAACGAGUACAAUUUCAACAUUGACGUCAUGGCAGCCAGCUACGAGUCCAUGAAGCAAGGCCUCACUCUUGUUGAGCAAGAGAUGCCUGCUUCCAUCUCCUUCCAUGUCCCGGACCAAUACCACAAGCGCAUCAUCGGCAUCGGUGGCCAGCAUAUCCAGCGUAUUAUGAAGAAGCACUCCGUCUUCGUCAAGUUCUCCAACGCAAUGGAUAGAGGUGGAAUAAGUCGCGAGGAUGAUGACAUCAAGGUCGAUAACGUGAUUUGCCGUACGCCCGCGCGCAACGCGCAGAAUCUGGAUGCGGUCAAGAACGAAAUUCUUGAGAUGGUGGAUCGAGCCGACUCGGAGUACACCACCCAGGUUGCCAGCGUAGAUCGCUUGUACCAUCGAGAGCUCAUUGCACGCUUGCCCGAGAUCGAUGAGCUGGAGCAAAAGUACAACUGCAAGAUCAACUUCCCCAGUACCGAGGAGGCAAGCGACGAGGUCACGGUUACCGGCCCGCAGUGGCAGGUACCGCACUGCGUGGACGAGUUCCUUGGCAUGGUGCCAGACAAGCACGAGCUUGUAGUUGCCCGCACUGCCGAGCUUGUCAAGUUCAUCGAGUCAGCGGACUUUGCUUCAGACCUGGUGACGAAGCUGAAGACGCAGUACGAGGUUGAGGUCACUGUUCACCAGAACCCCGACGAGCUCACCGAAGAGGGCAAGCCGACUGUCACUCUGGUCUGGGGCUUUACUCGCAACAAUGCCGGCGGGCUUCGGGAUGCCAUCGAUUUCCUUCAGGCCCAGCUUGCGGCUGCUGCCGUUGAUGCCGCCAUUGUCAAGGGAUCCAUCCCCCGGCCCAAGUCGGACUCGUUUGAGGACUCUCUCCAGUACUUCGACUCGAAGCUUCUUCAGCACGCGCCCAACACCGUUGCUGCCGACUCCCCCGUCAAGGCUGCCUUUGAGGCCGGGGUCGCCCGUGAGCGGAGCAGCAUCCUCGACCGCCUCCGCAAGCCCGGCAGUAUGACGUCCAUCUCGUCCUUUUUGGACCGCAGAAAGAACAGCUCGCAAUCGACCAACGGCAACUUCUUUAAGGGCUCGAGCAACGUCUCCAAGUCGUCGCUCAUCUCCAUCGAGUCGACCCGCAGUUUCAACGCCGACCGUAACCCCUGGAACGACAGCGGCGUAAAUUUGCCCGACGACGACCACCCUUGGGCCCCGCGCCCGAUCAGCAAGCACAUUGACAGCAAGCUUGCCAUUCCGCUGCCCGGCGAUGUGACGCCACGCCACGGCCCUCGCGCGUCGGGGGACAGCGGCCGCCCUUCUACUUCCCAUUCCAUGAAUUCAGGAUACCCCGGCCCAGUUGGGCCUUCCCGUUAGAUUCCAACUUAGAAUGCGUCUUCGAGCGAAUACCCCUGCUGGAUAUACCCUGGCGCAAACGUAUACCCUGGAACGGCUGAUGUCACAUGGCGUUGCAUCGGUCGGGCCUGAUUGUUUCUGCUUGCAUUUGCUGCCUGUUUGCCGCGCCGCGUGCACGCUCUGUUUCGUGCCCCGCAACGCUGCGAAUGUUUAUGAGAUUUGUUUGAUUUGGUUAUUUGACGGGUGGUGUCACUCUUGAUGAUUGACGUCCACUCUUUAUACCCAUAUGCGCGACUGAACGUCAAAGAAAACCAAAAAUACCCCGAGAAUACGCAGCGAGAAUGAUCUGGUCGAGAGUUUGACGCAGGAUUUGUGCGGAGAGCCGGCGCGUGGGCGCUCGAGCAGGAGAAAAGUUUAUGUUGCGGGAGCAUGACGGGCUGCGGAUACGGCGUGUCUCUGAACGCGUCGAAACCCCAGGGAACGGAACUUUUGUGCGGCACGGGGGUCUACGCUAGACGCAGCAACAGCACAAUAUAUGAGCUAUAAAGCCGUGAAGCAUACCU
Molecule: messenger RNA, 3869 nt
Organism: Purpureocillium takamizusanense
Lineage: Eukaryota; Fungi; Ascomycota; Sordariomycetes; Hypocreales; Ophiocordycipitaceae
Exons: 6
Coding region: 394-3327 (977 amino acids)
Biological process (GO): nuclear division
Cellular component (GO): nucleus; cytoplasm
Molecular function (GO): mRNA binding
Source: RefSeq, a predicted model, not a curated record